CCAGUGUAUUACCGUAAACGUAAAAGGAAGCGCAUGGGAAAUAUGUUAAUCAAUGGAACUACAAAAACGAGCACCCCAAGGACUUUCCUGACGAGUUCCAGAGAAGUUGAUUCAACCGUAAAAUCGACAGACGAUCCACUAGAUGGCCCCAUUGUUGAAACAUUAUUGAAUAGCAAUGAAUCCCCUAAGAUAAAUGUUGGUAAGGAUGAGUUGGAGCAGAUUGUCGACGGCAAACAUGAAUCUCUGGUUCUUUUUGAAAACAAAGCAACAUCAGAGCCCAUUGAUUCACGGCUUUCUUGGGUUUCGGAUAAUAGGAAAACCGAGGAAUAUGGUCCAUCGUUCUCCACAGUGGCUUUGCCUAUAGAGGACAGCUUUAUCACCACUAAAAGCACUACCACUGAAACGACUAGAGCUACAACUUCGACUCCUCCUCUUGCCACAACAGAUUCAGAGUUUUCAUGGCAAAAACCUUUUCAAGAGUCGAUAGACGUGACAAUCAUCCCUACAAUGGCACAUGCUGAUUGGACAGUGCCUCCAAUCGAUGAGAUUGAAGAUAUUAGUUUACCCCUCGAACGUACCGAUGAAGAGAAGACAUCGUCUCUAGACAGCCAAGCGGACAGUGAAGAAACAGAAAGUAGUGGCGAAGAAGAGAUAGAUGAGACUUCUACCGAACUGCCGGCAACAAUUGAGACAGCCCCGCUGCUUAUUGACAAUGUGCGGGCGGAAAAUCUCAUAAAUCGAGUGCGAGUUAUGGGUACGAAAAUGGUGCAAAGAGAUCCGAUAGAAUUACCGUCUAAUGAAGUGCCAAAUGAAGUUGAUCGUGAAAUUCUUCCUCCGCAGAAUCAUCAAAAGCGUCAAACAGAAAUUAUGGGAACAAAGAUUUUAGAAGAGGAGCCAGAGUUGGUACAUGAUGAAAUAGCAUUAAACAAGGAGAACCUGAGUGAUGCGUUCUCCGUUCUUAAACUACCCGAAACAGCCAUCGAUGCCGAGAAGAAGCAACUAGAAGAGACUUUUGGUAGCUGUAUCAAGAGUCGCUUAGGACAAAGGAUCACAGAAGUGGAACCAAUGAAAUGUGAUGCACAUUCACUUCCUCCCACUCUAGGCUCGGAACCAUGCCACAGCAAAUUACAUGUAAUAAGACACCAUUGUUCUAAGUUAGCACACUGCUGCUCUGAUGUACCAUUAUGCCGAAACGAAGUGGACCGUUCUGACGCAGCUCGCCAACUUCGCAGGAGAAAAGAGUCGGUAGCUCUAGCUUCAGCAAAAUGUCACAUUCAGAGCUACAAGGACUACAGAAAGCGGAUAAAGUUAAAGAAAGAGAAUUAUCGACUCCUUUGA
This is a messenger RNA of Strongylus vulgaris, 1338 nucleotides long. Lineage: Eukaryota; Metazoa; Nematoda; Chromadorea; Rhabditida; Strongylidae. The record is from the annotation of a GenBank genome assembly.